UUGCAGAGAAGAAAAGCAAGGCGAUUGAGAGCUUGCAAUCAGUCCUUAUCAUGGUCUGAUUCUAAAGCAGAAAGUUCGGUCGAUUUACGAAAACCUAGAAGCGGUUAUCGUACCAAAUUAGGAUUUUUAUAGUGUUUUACAGCAACUAUAACUCUCUUUUGUCGGGCAUAUAUAAGAUAUUAGAUAAGAGCAUCGAUUCAAUUCAAGCCCUCUAGUUUUGAAGUUUUAUAUUCGCAGGUGGUGGCACUGUUUACGAUAAUUCCAUCCAUUAUCAAAAGCAUUACAUUGAUCUCUUGCGCAGAGUGAAAGAUUUGGGAGAAGUCUGAAGGCUAGCUUCCAACAAGCUUUUCUACUUGAGCAAGUUGGAUAGAAAUCGCCACCAACCUUCUCCGAUUCCUGCUCAAUUGGAUACUUAGGUAUCGGAACAGAAUGCAUCGAUUAUUGUCAGAGAUUUUAAUGGAUACCCAAGGGGGAGGAGAAUCGCUGUUAGGAUCCAUCAAGAUCGCGGUUCUACCCAUAGCCAAAGUUUUCACGAUGUGCUUCUUGGGGUUUCUUAUGGCCUCCAAGUAUGUUAACAUUUUGCCUGCAAGCGGAAGGAAGCUCUUGAAUGGGUUGGUGUUCUCACUCCUGCUACCAUGUUUGAUAUUCUCUCAACUCGGACAAGCCAUCACCUUUGAAAAAAUGAUCGAAUGGUGGUUUAUUCCUUUUAAUGUGAUUUUGGCUACAAUAUCUGGUUCACUUAUAGGAUUACUUGUAGCAUGCAUUGUUCGUCCACCAUACCCAUACUUCAAAUUUACCAUUAUUCACAUUGGCAUAGGAAAUAUCGGGAAUGUGCCACUUGUUCUAAUUGCAGCUUUAUGUCGUGAUAAAUCGAACCCUUUUGGAGAUUCUGCUACAUGCACUCGUGAUGGAAAUGCCUACAUCUCCUUUGGACAAUGGGUGGGUGCAAUUGUUCUAUACACAUAUGUAUUUCAAAUGCUUGCACCCCCUCCUGGAGGUUCUUUUGAGAUUGAAGAUACUAAAAAUCUUCCUAUUAAAAAUCCUCCAAAAACUAACACAAACACCAAUAAUCCCCCUGAAGAAGUUCCUCUUCUCACUCAUGAGCCUGAAUCCAUAGAUCAAGAUACUCCUAAAGAUGGAAAGAUAAAACAAUUCAUGAAGUUUCUGUAUGACAAGUUAAAGCUGAAGCAAAUACUCCAACCUCCUAUCAUUGCAUCUAUACUGGCUAUAUUCAUUGGGUGUAUACCAUUUUUAAAAGGGUUGAUCUUCACACCUGAUGCACCACUUUACUUCUUCACUGACAGCUGCUUGAUUCUUGGGGAUGCUAUGAUUCCUUGCAUAUUGUUAGCAUUAGGUGGCAAUCUGACAGAUGGACCCGGGAGUUCAAAAUUAGGGUUAAAAACAACAGCUGCGAUUAUAUUUGGGAGAUUAGUUUUAGUUCCACCAGCUGGAUUGGGGAUUGUGACAUUGGCUGAUAAACUUGGAUUGCUUCCACCUGAUGACAAAAUGUUCAGAUUCAUCCUUCUUCUACAACAUUCCAUGCCCACAUCUGUUUUAUCAGGUGCUGUUGCGAGUCUAAGAGGGUGUGGAAGGGAAGCUGCAGCCAUUUUGUUUUGGGUUCAUAUAUUUGCCAUUAUUUCAAUGGCAGGUUGGAUUGUUUUGUAUCUCAACAUCCUUUUCUAGACUCUCUUUCUCAAACUUGAAGAAGAAAACAAAGAGGAUUAGAAGAAGCAUGCGAAUGUGAGUACCAGUGAUUAUAUUCAUAUCAAGUGGGAUGAUUCGUAUGUUUGUAUCUCUAUCAAAUACAAAUCCAAAGAGAGAAAGAGAGAUGAAGGGUUUUCAUUCUUUGUUCAUAAGCUGAUGGCUAUUGAUGUUACUUAUCUUGAUGUUAGAAUGAUUACAUAUUUUUUAGACAUUUCAGUUUCAACGAUUGUGUGAUGGAAGUAUUUAUCAUAUUUAUAUUCAAUUAGAAUCACGUGUUCCAUGUA
This is a messenger RNA of Lactuca sativa (garden lettuce), 1988 nucleotides long. RefSeq names its product Auxin efflux carrier family protein. Gene Ontology annotation, cellular component: membrane. Lineage: Eukaryota; Viridiplantae; Streptophyta; Magnoliopsida; Asterales; Asteraceae. The record is from RefSeq and is a predicted model, not a curated record. Gene Ontology annotation, biological process: endoplasmic reticulum to cytosol auxin transport.